UUUCCAUUCACACAUUCCGUUUACAGACUAACCAUACAACCACCUGCCAGAUCUCGUCGCGGCGGCAUCAAGCACGCGAAGCGCGCACCAAUGACGUGACGCGUACCUCGGUCCUGAUAUCCCAACACCUCCCCCAUCGCAUCUCAAGUUAUCAACGACUCGUCUUGUACAACACUCCCCAAAUGCCAACAACAAGAGGCCAGCAGCGCGACGCAGAAAUGGAAGCCGCACUGAAAAUCUUCUUCUCGUCCCCCCGUUUCGCCGUGGCGGGCGCCUCCUCCGACCCCUCCAAGUUCGGGCACCGAGUCUUCGCAUGGUACCUCCAGCACUCCCUCCCUGCGAUUCCUCUGAACCCCAGGUCCCCCUCUAUCUCCGUCCUAUCCCGUGACCACCCCACCGUUGCUUCGCCAACUGCACUCUCAGAUCCUCCGGCCUCUGAUUACUCGCUGUCCGUCAUCACGCCGCCCGCUGUUACCAAGCAGUUACUCAAGGAAGCCAAGGAGGCUGGUGUGCCGGCGGUGUGGCUGCAGCCGGGCAGCUUCAACGACGAGGUGUUGGCGUACGCGCAGGCCAACUUCAAAGCUGCGAUUGCGGGGGAUGGCGGGAGGGGUGGCGAGGGGUGGUGUGUGCUUGUGGAUGGGGAGGCGGGGUUGAAGGCUGCGGGGCGCGAGUGGUCGAGGUUGUGAGGAUGGGUGGUGGUGCGUGUCGCAAACGGAUGUUGGGGUGCCGGGUUUCUCUGUGUUGGACAGUGGGGAAGGCCGCACACUGUUGGACUUCUAACUACGAGGCUGGAUGCUGGGUUUUGGUGACCCGACUGGUUUGUGGUGUGUGUAUCGUUGGCGUACCGACACGAGAAAGUAGGGAAAUUGAUCAGUGGAGCUCCCUGCUCCAAGCUCAAGAAGCGCAGUCCAGCAAUAUCCACUCGACCAGUAGGCGUUCACAUGGGGACGGGUAACAUCAGUUUCGCUAUAACGCUGC
Molecule: messenger RNA, 978 nt
Organism: Boeremia exigua
Lineage: Eukaryota; Fungi; Ascomycota; Dothideomycetes; Pleosporales; Didymellaceae
Product: CoA binding domain-containing protein
Exons: 2
Coding region: 183-686 (167 amino acids)
Source: RefSeq, a predicted model, not a curated record